ACAACACAGACCUAUUUCUACAAACAUGUUCAAACUGGUGGUGUUGUUCGCCGUUUUGGCCGCAGUUAUUGCAAAACCUACAGUUUUAGCGCCUCUAGUACACAGCGCAGCCGUAGUUGGAUCAGUACCCACUUCUAUCAGCGAACACAGUACUUCCAUCGUUCACGAUCACGCUUUGGUAAGUCCAGUUGUACGUACCGCUCCAAUCGUACACGCCGCUCCUAUUGUUGAAACUUACGUCGACGCCCCUGCCGUUGUGAGCACACAUGGUGUCAUUGGACAUUCGGUAGCUCUAGGACACGCUGGACUAGUUUGGUAGAAGCUGAAACG
Diorhabda sublineata is the source of this 330-nucleotide messenger RNA. RefSeq lists its product as uncharacterized. The transcript has a single exon. The record is from RefSeq and is a predicted model, not a curated record. NCBI's taxonomy places the organism in Eukaryota, Metazoa, Arthropoda, Insecta, Coleoptera, Chrysomelidae. Bases 26 to 319 code for a protein of 97 amino acids.